UAAUAUUUUACAAUGCAGGAAGGUGUAUUAAAAAUACUUUUUUUAUUAGUCUAUUUAAAAUUACGUAGAAGAUACAAGUUUGUAAUGUAAUUAAUUAAAACCUGGAUAUAACUUGCUUUUUUGACACAGGAAUUCAAGAAUGACUGAUAUUAGUCUAUUUGCUCCAAACAAAUUUUUGAAAACAGAGCAAUCAAGAACAAAGAUAUUAUUAACGGUUACAUGCAGAGGAUUUUUUUUAUUAAAAACUACAUGCACAGAAAAAAUAAAAAACAAAACAUGUAUAUAAAAUAUUUAAAUACACAGAAUUAUACGCUUAUCCCAGGUUUUAAAAUAUAAAACAGAAAUAGAAAACGAAACCGGAUUUCUUCUUUUGACACUCUAUUCAAAUAUUUUACAUAAAUUAAAACGUAAUAAAUCAUGAAAUUACUGGAGAGUUCUCGUUUUGAGGCAAUCAACAAUGCACUUUCUAUACAAACUAGCGGUAUCACAAUAUUUGGACGCAUUGAAAGUUACUCCUGCAAAAUGGUAGCAGCUGAGAAGGUUUUAUACAAAAGAUUUACUGCUGAGACGCAUGGACAUGAUCUUCAGGCAUUGUCACCACCACAAACACUGGUUGACUUUUCACCAAACUUUCGUCGAAACAAUAGCCAGUCUGGAGAUGAAGGAAUAACUCUUUGUGAUACCAUAUCCAGAAAAACAUUGUUUUACUUAAUUGCAACUUUAAACGCUUCUUUUGAGCCCGAUUACGACUUUUCAGAGGCUAAGUCGCAUGAAUUCAGCAAGGAACCAUCAUUGCAGUGGGUUAUGAACUCAAUACAUUCAAAUCUAUCUGCGCUUGCAGGAGAUCAAUAUCAAAUUAUUCGCCAACCAUUAUGGUCUGCUGUUGACGAUGAAGUGAACUUAUCAGAAUGUGACAUAUAUAGCUAUAAUCCAGAUUUAAGUUCUGACCCUUUUGGGGAACCCGGAUGCGUGUGGUCAUUUAAUUAUUUCUUUUAUAAUAAGAAAUUGAAACGGAUUGUAUUUUUUACAAGUCGAGCUUUAAAUUCUCUUUAUGCUGGUGAAACCUCGGACUUCUCAAUGGAAGAGGACGUAUAUUAAAAGAAGCCCUAGGAAUUAGCAAAAUCAGUUUUCAGUUUAAAUAAAUAAAGUGUAUCGUAAUUGAACUAGAAUAUGAAUUAAGCUUCAAAUUAAAAAAAUGAAUAUAUGUUUGACUAAAAUAAGAAAAACAAAA
Messenger RNA from Drosophila bipectinata, 1231 nucleotides. It is a transcript of the gene Maf1, whose product is annotated as repressor of RNA polymerase III transcription Maf1. Gene Ontology annotation, molecular function: RNA polymerase III core binding. The record is from RefSeq and is a predicted model, not a curated record. NCBI's taxonomy places the organism in Eukaryota, Metazoa, Arthropoda, Insecta, Diptera, Drosophilidae. Gene Ontology annotation, cellular component: nucleus. Gene Ontology annotation, biological process: negative regulation of transcription by RNA polymerase III.